AUCGCUAGCGCAGCGUUUUGAGGUUUUGGUUUCUUUUUUGGUUUUCGCUGGGCCAUUGGCCGCGGUAGCGGUCGACAAAAAAUGCCGUCAGAACUGCCCUUCGCACCUCGUUGCCGACUCUAGCGGCCCGCAUUUAAGUCUCUAAUACACACAUCUCACGUACAAAAUGGAGCACAAGCCGUUCCUGUGGAGUAACGAUAGGCAGAAAAUACUCAUCGACUUUUUCAAGGAGAACGAAUUCCUGUACAACCCGAUUCAUCCAGACUACAAGAAGAGGAGACUUCGAGACAAGAAGAUCCUCGAAUUGUGCAGUACGCUCGGGUGUUCGAUGCUGGAAUGCAAGAACAAGUUCCACAACUUGCGUACGUACUUCUUCCGCGAGUACAACAAGGUGCUCAAGCACAACGGGACGUUAAACGGAAACGGGGAGGAAGCGUACACUUCCAAGUGGGACUUCUACGAAGACAUGAAGUUCCUCAACGUGUGCUACCUUCCGCGAACCAUGGAGAUGGCAGCCGCAACCGAGAACAGUCACGAACCCGUGGCAGACACGUCUGGCACUGGGAACAACUGGGAGGUCAGCAGUAUUUUGGAGCCAGACUGCCUCAUUGACGAGUCCGUCGAGGUUCUGGAGGCCGAGCAGGAUAGCUCGAGCGUCUCGGAGCACCGUGCCCAAACACCUCCGCACAAGCGGAGAAAACAGCAGGAGGAGCAGUCCUCGACGUCGGUGACACCCACCCGGAACGGCGCGCUGCUCGACGAGGAGCACUACUUCGGAAUGUACGUCGCGGCUGCGCUCCGCACCUUCGACGCCUUGGCUCGCGACACAGCCAAGGUGAAGAUCAUGGACUUGAUCAUGCAUUUAAGGCACAAUGUCGAUCCUAAUCAUAGGAAGUGAUUAAUAGUGAUCAUCCUGGGUGUAAAUCAUAGGAAGUGAGCAGUGGAAAACUCUCACCUUGCUGUUGUGCACACAUCAUGUUCGCAUACAAAGUAACCGUGGCAAUAAUUAAUGUGGGUGAGUGUUUUACUGCCUGUCGUUUAAGUUCCCACUUGGUGACGAGUUUCUUCCGCUGGCACCUUGUUUCUCGGGCACGUUGAAUCAUGUGCGAGCUUGUUUUAAACAUAGCGGUGUACUACGAGUUGACAUGUAAGCAAAGAUAAUUUAAGGUUAGUCGUGUGAGUGAGUCUGGUUAGUAGAGUGCACGGUCAUGAUCGCGGGUUCAAAUGCACCCGCUUCAAUGGCCCAGUACCUAUGGCAUUCUGUGCAGCCGAGUUCAAGGUCUCAGGCUUGAUGUCCAGCCAUGUUUCAAUUGUGAAUGAAAUGUAAAAAUGAUUCUGUACUGUACUUCACAAAUCUGACGAAUGUAAUGUAGCAAAAUGUUUUUAAAUCUGUCUAGUGCAAGCACAGUUAUCGCAUGAAAUGGGCACUUCUUUAAUCGCCAUGAGCGUGCUGAAAUCUACACAGCACAUUAUGGGAAGCGGGUGAUGCAGUGGCCCUAAAGUUACUCUGUUGCGUGUCAUGACUUUAGCAUUUCUUUCUUUUUUUUUUGCUUUAAUCAAAUCGACCGCUGCUCAUGGUUCAGAAGAGUGGUGCACUGGCACGUGGCAGCACCUAUUUAGCGGCCAUGGUACCUAUACGAUUCUGCAUGUGGCCUCUGAGAUUGUAUGCUGGCAACAAUUUCAGAGGCCAGCACAGUUCAUGAAAUCAACCAAUACCUGUCGUGCCCACUUCCACGUGCCGCAUAAUUUGUUGACGAGAGAGCAAGAUAUUUUUGGCCAUGCUUGGCAUGAAAUUGUAAAUUCCCUGCCACAUGCAGUGCAAUAAUAUUUGGCUCGCAUGCUCCCAGCAGCCUUAAGGAUCAGCAGCACUUUUCUGACUAUGAUCAAAUGCAUUGCAGCGCCCAUUUAAUAAAAUCCAUAAGGGGUAGGUAAUUGCUAAACUACAUCAUCUUUCAUGUCCAGUACUUCUUUAAGACGUUAGACCAUGCCAGUUAGUAAGGAGUAAAGCACUGCAUUUUCAAAACCUUGCUUCACAUAGUACAUUUUGAGUAAUGAUAUGUUUUUGUGGAGCGUCCUCCUGGCACUACAAGUGACCAGCUGUUAAAAAGGCCUUUUGCGUCAAAGAUAUUACAUACCUUGUAGGCAUUGAACAGCUUUCUGCAAAACGUUGCCUCGAAAGAUUAUUUUCAAAGCGUCGAACAGUAUUGACGACUCUUUCUGGUAAGAGAAAAUGUUCUCUGAAGCAUUUUU
Molecule: messenger RNA, 2250 nt
Organism: Rhipicephalus sanguineus (brown dog tick)
Lineage: Eukaryota; Metazoa; Arthropoda; Arachnida; Ixodida; Ixodidae
Exons: 4
Coding region: 167-898 (243 amino acids)
Source: RefSeq, a predicted model, not a curated record